CGUCGAUGGGAGGGCCAGCUGCAAACGAGAAACCAAACUGGAGGGACAAUGAGUCAAAUAUUGGGAGUACUUGGAGUGAUCUUGCUUACACUGGCAAUCUGCCAGGCGGAAACCGUGGACCGCUAUGAGACAAAAACGCAAAACGACACCUACGGACCGGUGACUAUGGUCGUGGACAACCUGGCCGAUAUAGCCGUCAAUGUCAGCGACAACUCCACCGCUCAGUUGCAGGACAAGAUGGAUCGCACCGAGCGGGACAUAGCCGGGAAUAUGGAGGUACUUACCGCCAAUGCCCUGGCGCAGUUGAGCGACGUCAUCUUCCAGACCAACGAGCUGCUGGUGGCCAAUCCCGACUGCAAUCCCGCCUGGAGCCUGGAAGAGCUCAACGAGAAUGUGAACGCUCAGCUCAGCACUUGCACCGUCAGCUUGGCAGAUCUCCUGCAGGAUUUCCGGGUGCAGAGUCAGCAGGCCAUGAGCCGCGUCCAGGGCUUUGUCCAUCAAAUUGCCGAGUUGCCAGCCAAGUGCCAGCUGGUAGGCGCUUCGCCGCUAAAUCCGCUGGCAUCGGCCGGUGCCCAUAUCUGCUUCAUUAAUGCCAUGGCGGAGGUGAACGUGGGCAUGGCCCAGUCUAUGCACGAUGCCUCCGUGCUCCUGGUCCAGACCCACCAGGCAGCCGCCGAGCAGGAAGAGCAGGCGCAGCAGUGCAGCGUAGCUGUGGUCCAGCAGUUUGGUGACUAUCUGCGGGAGGAGCAGGACCAGUGCCAGUCCUAAGGGACAGAGCAAGAGUGAGAGAGAGUCCCUACGAAAUACAGGCAAAUUUAUGCACCCAGGACGAGAAUUCGCCACAUCCUGCUCACUUAUUGCUUAUGCAUGACAUUUAUUUGACAAGUUUUUGAUUGAUUUUACAGCUGCCGCUGCCGAUCUGGUGCAGCCAGAGGUCUCUGCAUGUCUGCAGCUACAGUCGAGCCAUUUUAAAGCGAACUCUCCAAUAAAUAAGGAUACUUUGAGAGUA
This is a messenger RNA of Drosophila kikkawai, 1009 nucleotides long. RefSeq lists its product as uncharacterized. NCBI's taxonomy places the organism in Eukaryota, Metazoa, Arthropoda, Insecta, Diptera, Drosophilidae. The record is from RefSeq and is a predicted model, not a curated record.